AUGACCACUGAGGGUGACAAGCUCAUAGUCAAUGCCAAUCUCCCUCGAACGAGAGAUUUGAGCUUUGUGGGGCGUUUUCAUCACAAUUUUGGAUUCGAAGAAGGUCUUUUCGAGUACCUCCUAGCCCAGAAGGAACUCUGGGGUGAUAAGCUCUUCUACCUCAAUGAGCUACCGUUCCAGCAAGCAGUCAGCUUUGGACAGCAUCAAAUCAGACAGAUCCCUGAGGUGGCUUACAAUGAGCUUCAAUUUCCCAAAAACGAAGCGUCGGAGAUUCUGAAAGGCGCCUUUGAGGCUCAAUUUGGAACUCUGAAUGGAAUCGACCUCAAUUUCGUUAGUUCAAAGGGUGAGAGCAAGCAAACUCUUAACCAUGGUGAUAGCUUGGCUCUACAAGAGAUGUUUAAUAGAAACGCUAGAAUAUUGAAUGUGGGUGGCAUAAUAACGGCUAUGAAAUGGCUACCGUACGGUUCCCUCUUGGCAGUAGCCGUCACCUAUCAUAAGGAGGGAUUAUCCAAGGCGAUCACAAGUCCGUCCUUGCUGAUCUUCAACAACCCUAUCAAUGUUGAGGAUGUGAAGUCUUGCAUUCAAUUCUAUAAGUAUGACCCGGAGACAACGCUGUUGUCUCUCCGAAAAGUUCUCAUUACAUCUUCAUUUGGAGCCACCUCGAACCUUAAUUGGCUACCUUUUAAAGUUAAGGAAGAGACAUCCGGUGUUCUCUCUGGUCUCUUCUCCGAUGGAAAGGUACACUUCUUUAGGGUCGACAUCCCUGCGCUGGGUACUCAAUACCUUGAUGUGUCUGGUGCCUCGUGGACAAUUUCUAUGAGCGACGAGGCUGGUUCAGCGCAGCUUCCAAUAACAGCCUACGACAUUUUUGAUGAGACAAAGAUUAUCGUGGGAACGCUCGAUGGUGCAAUUGCCGAGUUUGUCUUGCCUGGCAUCGAUGAGCACCCUGAGGAGCCCUCAUUUGUGGAAUAUGUUACCGACUCAGCAAUAAGCACCGUCACUGUUGCUCCUGUCCUAAACGGACACGUUCUCCUCGUCAAUACAACUACCACGAGGUCAUUCGCCAUUCUAUAUGAAAACCUACGUCAAAGUAGGUUGGAGACAGCAUACACAAUCCUGUUUCUACCGCCUCGAUACCACAGAGGGUACCGCAUCUUUGUAUACCCUGAUAGCGCUGAAAGUAUAGGCUAUACCUUCGUCAGACAUCCCCAUCAGAAACACAGUUUACUCCUACGGACAGAGCUUAUUUCUAGCUUUCACAUCAGUGAAUAUCUCAAUCACCCUUUUGCCUUGGUGGGUAAUGCCGCUGGAGACUUUUACGUGAUCAACAUUGGAAGGAAGAUCUUUGGUGUUCCCAAGGCCCACAACAAGCUUGUGGUGCCUCUCAAGAUCUGGUCGCUCUUCCUUGAGGAUGACAGGAAGACGUUGAGACUCCAGAUAAAGCUGAGGUAG
This is a messenger RNA of Candidozyma pseudohaemuli, 1452 nucleotides long. Its product is annotated as transcription factor TFIIIC subunit. The record is from RefSeq and is a predicted model, not a curated record. NCBI's taxonomy places the organism in Eukaryota, Fungi, Ascomycota, Pichiomycetes, Serinales, Metschnikowiaceae. Bases 1 to 1452 code for a protein of 483 amino acids. The transcript has 2 exons.